Messenger RNA from Microbotryum saponariae, 1074 nucleotides. The record is from the annotation of a GenBank genome assembly. NCBI's taxonomy places the organism in Eukaryota, Fungi, Basidiomycota, Microbotryomycetes, Microbotryales, Microbotryaceae.
AUGCCUACCCGUCGACUCAGUAAGUUGCCUGAGGGAGUGUGGUGUCUUGCUAUUUCUACCUGCGUCUUUCCGGUUCAGGGGCCGGGGAGGGGGUUGACGAUCGGAUGUGGGGCAUCGAACUGGAACGUCAUCCUGCAGAGCGGCAGCACGAGACCCACAUCUUCAGCCUGCGAGGUGCUGCAUCGCUGACCCCUACAUUUUUGCUCUGUUACAGAUCACACCAUGUUCCGCAGUAAGCCAAAACUGACGAGAGUGAAGUAGACUUGACGGUGUAGCUCACCCACGCCCACGCGACGAUCCGCUUGAUAUGACCUUCCUCGACCUCAGUCCGCGACCCCAAGGUGGGUGAUCAAGUCCUGUUGCACCAGCACCUUGUCGAGCUGACGUAAAGAGUUGUCACGUACAGGUCUCGCUCAAGUUCUACACCGAAAUCUUGGGCAUGGAGUUGCUCGCCGAGCACCCUGGCGGAGACUUUACCAACUACGUGAGGGGCCCCAUCGCAUCUCAUGCAAUCCAAAGCUUCAGGAAGCCAGUCUAACUUGUUUAUUUUCUCUUCCUACACACUCUAGUUCCUCGCGUUCCCUCAAGACGGCGUUGAUUACUCCAAGAUGAGCAAGGAGGAAAAGUCCAAGAGCAAAUUUGGCCGCGAGGGUAUCCUCGAAUUGUGCCACAACUGGGGGUGAGUGUGUACCACUUUGUCAACUUUAUUGCUCAGAUAAAAGACGAAGCUGACCUUGCGUCAACCACCGCGGGCACAUUCUGUCGGGCCAGAACGGAAUCGUGAGUUUUUGGGCCCCACUUCCAGAUGGCUCCCGAGCGUUCUGACGAUGAGACCUUCUCAUAUGUAGUGACCCCGAGUUCAAGGGCUACGCGAACGGCAACUCUGACCCCGGACGCGGCUUUGGCCACAUCUGCUACACCGCCGACUCGCUCGAGGACGAAGUGGCGCGUUUGACCGAGCUCGGCGUACCCUUCAAGAAGCGCCCCGAGGACGGCAAGAUGAAGAACAUCGCCUUCAUCCUCGACCCGGAUGGGUACUGGAUUGAGCUCAUCUCGCACAACAUCCAGCUUUGA